Molecule: messenger RNA, 2433 nt
Organism: Balaenoptera musculus (blue whale)
Lineage: Eukaryota; Metazoa; Chordata; Mammalia; Artiodactyla; Balaenopteridae
Exons: 3
Coding region: 2050-2361 (103 amino acids)
Source: RefSeq, a predicted model, not a curated record
UCCUUCCUCCCCUCUCCCUGUCCCCCCACCCCAUCCUCACUGCCUCUGAGACUCAGAACGGGUCUGGAUACCUUGCUUUCCCACCCGGGGAGCAGGGCCGGUGAGGUGGGCUCGGCUUCUGUCCAGAGCAGCUGGGGGGCCGGGUGGGGGUCUGCGUGAGGCUCUGCAUCCCAGGGAGAGAACCGCCACCUUGACCCUCCCGAGAUAAGCGGCCGAGGUGGGCAGGGCGGGGGAAGGGGUUGGGAUGCCGAUGGCCCAACUCAGCUCAGAGGCGAGGCGGCGUCGGUGCGCGUUUGGGGCUCCAGGGGCAGCAACCCCGCUCUCGGAGGCCAGGCCCCGGGCUGCCAGCUCUGUCCUGACCUGUGUGCUCACAGCAGGGCUGGGAGGUCAGGGGGGCCUUCCCGUGCCAACUGGAGUGGGUUCGAUGGUGGCCCCAAAAUAUGUCUAUGUCCUGACCCUUGGAACCUGUAAGUGUGGCCUUAUUUGGAAGUAGGGUCUUUGCAGAUGUGACUGAGCUGAGAUCCCAAGGUGGGAUUAUCCUGGGUUACCCGAGUGGACCCUAAAUCCAAGCGUGAAGGGAGGGGCCAGACAGACCAGAGGCAGCCUCCCUGGGGGCCCCCGUUAUGAGGGCAGGUACCAGGCUGGCGGUAAGACCCCCGUGCACGCGUGUGCAGCGUGGGCGACGACAGCGGGAUGGAGGCCGGGGGCUGGGGGGGCCGUCCUGGAAGCUCAGACCCCGCAGGUCGCCUGCAGGGCCGUGUGGCCCCGCCCUAGCAGCGGGCAGCGGCCCCCGCGUCUGUCUGUCCCACCAUUUUCUCCCACAGGGCUGCCCCGCCCAGCGUCCCUUUCCUGCAGGGCUGGGGCUUUCCAGCCAUUACUCACCGCUUUCCCGGUGUCUGUCCAUCUGCGGCUGCUCUGACUUGCCUGGAGCUUUUCAUGUAUCUUCACGCUGCUUAUGUAAGGAGAACUUUACGCGUAACCAGGGGGGCUCUGCUGUCCCAGGCCUGGGGGGCUGCACCAGCUCCCUAGGACGCUGGCCAAAGUCCCCAGCGCUCGGACGGGUCCAUGCAGUGGGCGCCCAGCCUGCUCGCACCCCCCAUGCACCCCCUUUCUGCCUCUGCCUUCCUCCUUCCUCUCGUAAUCAGACAGCAACGCUAGGCCGAAGGGCAGGCCCACCCCACCCCCUGCCUGGACAACGAUGCUUCUGGGACCCCGAAAGGGAGACAGGGUGAGGGUCCUGCUGAGAGGCCAGGUAGGGGGUGUUGAGGCAAAAGCAGGCGGCUCGCUCGGGUGGGUCCCCCAGAAGCAGGUGCUGAGGCAGUAUUCCGGGACAGUUAAAGCGGGAGGUGACCCCAGCGCACCAGGAGGAGAGCGGGGCAGAGCAGGAGCCAGCAUGUCCCUGGGAGACCAGGCCACCUUGAGACUGAAGGAAGAGAGGUGUGGCCAAGGCCCAGCUCACGCUGCAGAAGCUGCGCUACAGAGAGGUGCCAAAGCAUCUUAGACGCAGCUGGCGGUGAGGGAAAAACACCUCCGCUUCCCCCAGGCUCAGCCUCGGGGUUCCCAGCAGAGCACGGCAUUGGCCACACCGGGCCACAGGGCAGCAGAGCCUGGGACCCCCAGCCUCUGGGGUCAGGUCUGCCCCGGGAGCCAGCCUUGGCGAGGGGGUCUGGGGGCUCACGGGCCCAGCACCUCACAUGCCCCGAGAGGCUGGGAAGGGAGGCGUCAGACGGGAGACCGCGGUCAAGGCCGCAGACUUCGCAGAGCCGAGCGUGCCUGGGCACGUGAGACGGUGGGGCUCCCUUUUCUGCAGGGGGCGGGGGCAGGCUGGCCGCGGCUUCCACCCUGGGGAGGCCCCACUCUUCCAGAGACGUCCCCUGUUUUUCCCUCGCCAGCGUCUCCGGAAGCCAGGGCUCUCCACUUCCCGAACACUCCAGGGGCCUCGCUCUUUUUUAUUCCCAAAUAGGAAGUCUCUGCAGCCCUCUGGCCAAAUAUGUGGGGAGAUGACUUCAUUUCACCCAGAGACUAACCGGCAGGAAGGUCGUGACCUAAAUGGACGAGGAGCUGAUAAGAAGCGGAGGAGAAAGGCAUCCGGGCCUCUUCCUGGGAACCAGCAGGAGUGUCCGGAUGGAGCACAGGAAAGCCUGGCUCAAGGAGCCCACAGCUUGUCCAAGACCACACAGCGGUCAGCGGGGCACCAGGCCUGAAUGCAGCCCCUCUGGCUCCCCUGAGAUCCAGCUGCCCGGGGAGGACGGAGGAGAGGCAGCGGCUCCCGGGGUCUGGACAGCGGGGGCACGGGUAUCGAGGCGACAGAGCUUGGCCGCGGCCACCGUCCCAGGACUACAAGGCGGGCGAGGCUUGUAAAGGAGAAAACCGCAAGGCUACAGCUAGUUACGCGAGUUGUUUAUCAAGAAUUACAAUUGGAUGUAAGUCAAC